AAUUCUGGUCAGCCAAACACGGCCCAGUGUUCGCAUAUAUAUCGCAUAGAUGCCUAUGUUCCCAAAUUAAAACCAUCAAGAAAAAUGGCGAACGGUGAUGGUGGUAAGGUGUCUUUCAAGGUCAUUUUAACAUCCGAUCCCAAGCUUCCCUUCAAAGUGUUUAGUGUUCCGGAAGGAGCUCCAUUUACUGCCGUUUUGAAAUUUGCUGCUGAAGAAUUUAAAGUCCCUCCCCAAACUAGCGCUAUCAUCACCAAUGAUGGUGUUGGAAUCAACCCACAGCAAAGUGCGGGCAACGUUUUUCUGAAGCAUGGCUCAGAGCUGCGGUUGAUUCCUCGUGAUAGAGUUGGUGCGUCAUGGAUAUCAGGCUAGAUACUACUGAUCUUCAUCUAAUUAAAUCAGUUGUGUAUUUCUUCUGUUAUGAAGUUGGUGGUUCAUGUUGUAACUGUGUUGGGUCAUACUAUGAAAGUUUACCAUAGUCUCUUUUGAAUAAAGACAAAUGGAAAUUUGGGACAAAAACCAAAUAGUGUGAAUGCCAGAAAUGGGUUUUUGAUA
Molecule: messenger RNA, 552 nt
Organism: Daucus carota subsp. sativus
Lineage: Eukaryota; Viridiplantae; Streptophyta; Magnoliopsida; Apiales; Apiaceae
Product: ubiquitin-fold modifier 1
Exons: 4
Coding region: 85-369 (94 amino acids)
Biological process (GO): protein K69-linked ufmylation
Cellular component (GO): nucleus; cytoplasm
Source: RefSeq, a predicted model, not a curated record